[Candida] anglica is the source of this 1089-nucleotide messenger RNA. NCBI's taxonomy places the organism in Eukaryota, Fungi, Ascomycota, Pichiomycetes, Serinales, Debaryomycetaceae. The record is from the annotation of a GenBank genome assembly.
AUGGCACUUGCCGAUGGGGAAUACGAGAUUGACCUCUCAAUAUUAGACGGAUCAUCUUCAUUUGAUGAUUCUUAUGCCAUUCGAUAUGGGUUUAUACCAGAUUCUUUGGAUCAGACGAAGCCAUUAACUUUAUACCAGACGGAUCUGGAGGUGAUAUUGAAGGCGGCAUCUAGUGAUAAAGAAGGACCUUCUAUAAUAUUUGAAGGGGUAGGUCGGACAACACAGUCAUCGUCAGAUUCAUAUUAUUUAGCCUUUGAUAAAGAGAAUAAGAUUAAGCUUCAAAAACUUAGAGAAACUAUUCGAGUAAAUAAAUCACGGAAUAUGGGUAAAUGGAGUUCUAAACUUGACAAAUGGGAUAGACUAGAGACUCAACCUGUAUCAGUUCCUGAAGUCUCACGAGUCAGUGAACCGAAAAGAACAGCACCUAAGGUUGUACAACGAGAGAAACCCAAGAUUGCAUCUAAACGACCCCCAAAGAAAGAGUCUCCAAUAAUAAGUGAAUCUGAUUUUGAGGAUUUGGAGGAGGAUACAGGGUUCCCAGAGUUUUCAUUUCCAGGAGAUCUGGGUAAGAAGGAGAAACUACCAGAGAAACUACCAGAGAAACAACCAGAGAGACAACCAGAGAGACAACCUGAAAGACAACCUGAGAGACAACCUGAGAGAAUUCCACAAAGAAUACCAGAAAGAGAAAAAGAAAGAUUACCAGAUAAAAUACCAGAGAAACAACCUCUUAAAAAGCAAGAAGAGAAGGAAUUGGUUAAAGAUACCACAAACAAAAUUGGGAAGACUAAACAACCAGCACGCAAACCAGUGGUGGAGCCUCCAGCAUCGGUUGACUCAGAUGAAGACUUUAAGGAUUUAGAAGAUCAACUCCAAGAGGUACUUGAUGUAGAUGACAGUGAUGAAGAUGAGUACGGGUACUCAGGAAGUGGACCAAUUAACAUUGAGAUUGACGAAGGACCAGUUGAAGACUCCAAAUACAAAUUUUAUAACAAUUACAAGGAGAAUUCCCACAAGAAGCCCAUGAGCUUACACGAGUUGGUGAAAGGACACCGCAGGGACGACGAGGUUAGCAGUGAAGAGGAGUAG